UUCAUCACUCUCUCUUUCUUCUUCUAACCCCCCACCCCCCUUUCUCCACCCACCCCACACCACCGGAGGUUUAAACCCUAACUCUACUCCGAUGGCUUUAGCCGGCGGCUAUGCAAACUCCAAGUUAAUCCAAAACGACGCUGCCGUGGCGCCACCAAAACCCUUGUCAUCUUCUGUAAUCGAACGAUAUAAGGCGGCGUUGAAGGAGAGGGAAAUGGAAAUUAGGGCUUCUAUGCCGAACGGCGAUGAUGAUGUUAUCGUGUUGCCUCCGUCUAUGAAUGAGAUUGUUAGGCUUUAUGAAUUGUUGUUGUCCGAACUGGCUUUUAAUUCUAAGCCUAUCAUUACUGACCUUACCAUCAUUGCUGGCGAACAGAGAGAACAUGGUGAAGGCAUUGCUCAUGCGAUUUGUAAUCGGAUUCUAGAGGUCCCAGUUGAGCAGAAACUACCUGCAUUAUACCUUCUGGAUAGUGUUGUAAAAAAUAUUGGCAAAGACUACAUCAAGCAUUUCUCUUCCCAUUUACCUGAGGUUUUCUGUGAGGCAUAUAGGCAAGUGCACCCUAGCAUGCAUCCUGCAAUGCGCCACCUCUUUGGAACAUGGUCGACUGUGUUCCCAGCACCUGUUCUCCAGAAAAUUGAAACUCGUCUUCAGUUUUCACAGCCGGGGGUCCAACAAUCUUCUGGCUUGACUUCGUCAAGAGCAUCUGAAUCACCCCGACCAACUCAUGGCAUUCAUGUAAAUCCAAAAUAUUUGGAAGCAAGGCGUCAGCUUGGGCACUCCACUAUUGAUUCAGUAAGAGCUGAAAAUUCUACAGCGCAUAUAUCUUCAGAUCUGGAGGCCAAGCAAGUUCUGUCUACAUCUUCAAAGAAUGCGAGAUCAUCCUCUCCUUAUAGAGUGGGGCCUCCGAGGUCAUUGUCACCCACCCUCAACGAGUUUGCCUUGGAUAAUCCUGCCAUAGGACUCAGAGAAAGGGCCUCACCAUCUCAUACUGCAUUUGAUUAUGGGCUUAGCAGAGUAAGAGGUAGAGAUGUUGAGAGGAGUGAGUGGCAGAGAAUUUUGCCUGAUGGUGCCAAUCAGCAACCAGACAUUCCUUCUAAAUAUCGCAUGAACAAGGGAAUUGAUCUUCAAGGACCUAGAGCUUUGAUUGAUGCUUAUGGAAUUGAUGAAAGGGAAAAAGUAGCCAAUCUGAGGCAACAAAAGUUCGCGAAUGCCACUAUUAAUGGCUUAGGCAAUAGGUUAGCAGUUAAGACAUGGCAAAACACCGAAGAGGAAGAGUUCAACUGGGAAGAUAUGAGUCCAACUUUAGCAGAUCAGAGUCCUUUUAAUGAUUUGUCAACAUCUGUUCGCCAUCCUCAGAGCAUUAGAAUGAGACCUGGUGUUGAUUCACAACAUGCUGUGCCUUUGGUGACUGACCCUAGAAGGAGCUGGGCUAAUCGAGGACAAUAUUCUUUAGUUCAUGAUUCUUCCUUGGAUGAUGUUCACUCGUCUGGUCGAGGGGCGAGAAAUAAAAUUACUGGAUAUUGCGAUGAGACAUCUCUGCUUUCAGGUUCACAUUAUCUUCACAAGCUUCCAGAAAAUGUGCCACAGUUGCCUCUAAGACAUUUAAAGGGUGAAGGAAGUGGAAUCUCAUCAGCGACCGGUGAAUCAAAGCACCCUUUGAUUGGCAAUUUGGCUGCUGAUGGACAUACUUGGAGGCCACCAUAUGUUCCGCCAAGAAUGAAUCCUACUUUUGACUCUUCAGUUCAGGAUAUUCGGGUGGUUACUGGACGUGGCCCUGGUGUACCAUGGCCUCCCCAAAAUGUGCAUGCUCCCCAAUCUUUGACUUCAAAACCUGUUGUUCUGCCUCAUAAUCAUGUCAGAAGUCCUUUUGAAGUAAAUAAUGCAAGCAAUUCAGUUGUCAAUCAUUCUUUGGACAGGCCAGUUCUUCCUGAGCAACAUAUUGAUAAUUUGAAGAGCAGCUCACAUAUCAAGUAUCCACAAUUUCCUAGUCAACACCCCACGUCAUUUUCUGCAAGUCAUCAAAACCCUGAGCAAGUGGCGUCAGCAGAACCUCAGCUAUUGCUUUCUCAGCGUAUUCAUCAGACUAUGCCUCCAAGUGCCUCACUUCCAGCCUCAAACCAUUUGCUACCGCCAAUUUAUAGAUACCCUUUACAGGGUCCUGGUUCUUCUAUAGGUACUCACUUCCCCCGUCCAGUUUCAGGUCCACAGGUGUCUAUGCCAUUGGUUAAUGUCCCAAAUACGUCAUCACAAUUUUCCUCAGGAGCCUUGCCACCUUUUCCCAGAGGCCCACUUCCUAUGCCUUCUAAAUUCAUGCCAGCAUCCCAAAAUCUAGGUCAGGUUACUCCUAACCCUCCAGCAGCAGGCUUUUCAAGCUUGAUUAACUCACUCAUGGCACAAGGUUUGAUUUCAUUGACAAAUCAAGCUCCAGCACAGGAUCCUGUGGGCCUUGAUUUUAAUCCGGAUCUUCUUAAGGUUCGUCACGAUUCUGCAGUAACUGCUUUAUAUACUGAUCUUCCAAGACAGUGCACAACUUGUGGCCUACGAUUUAAAUGCCAAGAGGCUCACAGCAGUCAUAUGGAUUGGCAUGUAACCAAGAAUCGAGUAUCAAAAAAUCGCAAGCAGAAAUCUUCUCGUAAGUGGUUUGUAAGCGUCAACAUGUGGCUUAGUGGUACAGAGGCUUUGGGAUCUGAUGCAGUUCCUGGAUUUCUACCGACUGAGCAAGUUGUCGAAACGAAGGAUGAUGAAGAAUUGGCCGUCCCUGCUGACGAUGAGCAGAAUGCUUGUGCACUGUGUGGAGAGCCUUUUGAUGAUUUUUACAGCGAUGAGACUGAAGAAUGGAUGUAUAGGGGGGCUGUCUACAUGAAUGCACCAAGUGGGUCAACUGUUGGAAUGGAAAGGUCUCAGUUGGGUCCAAUUAUUCAUGCAAAAUGCAGAUCUGAAUCUAGUGCAACUCCACAUGAGGACUCCAGAAAAGUGGAUGAGGGUCAGGAAGAUGGAAGUCAAAGGAAACGAAUGCGAAGUUAGCUUCAUUAAAUCAGCUUCUAGGUGCAUUGUAACUUUAUCUUGAGAUUUCUCCAUGAUAGCAUUGAGCUUUAGAUUAUUUCUAGGUACCAUGCCAGAAUCAUGUACAUGUACAGGAGUUGUAACAUCAAAGCUUCUUGUCAGAAAAAGGUUUCAUACAGUCU
This is a messenger RNA of Solanum verrucosum, 3183 nucleotides long. Its product is annotated as polyadenylation and cleavage factor homolog 4. The record is from RefSeq and is a predicted model, not a curated record. Gene Ontology annotation, molecular function: RNA polymerase II complex binding; mRNA binding. The transcript is spliced from 7 exons. Gene Ontology annotation, cellular component: cytoplasm; mRNA cleavage factor complex. Bases 92 to 3022 code for a protein of 976 amino acids. NCBI's taxonomy places the organism in Eukaryota, Viridiplantae, Streptophyta, Magnoliopsida, Solanales, Solanaceae. Gene Ontology annotation, biological process: termination of RNA polymerase II transcription.